GAGAAAGUGUUGGUUUGUUCAUUAUGAGGAACGCUGAUUACACAAUUCAUUAUGCUAUCUGUUGAAGCUUGUACAGAACGAACGUCAGUGAAAGUAAAUUAAGAUAUUUUAAUCCGAGACUUCGGCGUAUAAAAAGAUGAAGUCCAAAGUUCUGCCGGUGGUAUUCGCGAUUUGCUUUUCGCUUGUACAAGGAACAAGUGCGUUAAUAGGAGGCGCAACAAAAAUUAGCACUUUACAGCACAAAUUGAUUCAAGACUUGUUAGACAAUUAUGACAAAGAUUCCCAUCCUGGCGGCAACUCGACGGUGAUGGUCACUUUAGGCGCAAAGCUGGCRCGUCUUGUCAAAGUGGAAGAAGUCAACAAUGUUAUCAAAGCGCAAUGGUGGAUGAAGCAGGUAUGGUACAAUCCCGAUCUAAAGUGGAACAAGUCACAUUAUGGAAACAUCGACACCGUCUUUGUCGAGCCGCGAAGAAUCUGGGUACCAGAUGUACUUCUCUACAACAAUGGUGAUGAAAAAGUAGAUGCCGCCGGAGGAGUAGAAAAAUUUAAAACAAAGAUCAAAAUCGAGAGCAAUGGAAUGCAGUCAUGGUUAGCGCCAACAAUCUUUACGAGUAUGUGUAAAAUGGACAUAAGAUACUUUCCAUUUGAUGAACAGUUUUGUGAACUACAAUUCGGUUCGUGGUCUUACGAUAGCAGAAAGAUCGACCUUCAAGUCGAUCAAAACGAAACCAAAAUACAUAAAGAAGUCUAUCAAGAAAACAAUGAGUGGAAAGUCACUUCGGUCACCGCGAAAAAGCGCUCGAAACGUUAUCCCUGCUGCAAGUAUCCCUACACAGAUAUCCUUGUAAUACUACACAUGCAUCGACGAUCAUACCACUACGUAGUUAACCUUGUUUUCCCCUGUGCUGUAAUUGCCGCUAUGGUUUUCUGUACAUUUCUUCUACCUGCGGAAUCUGGGGAGAGAAUCUCGCUAUGCAUCACGGUACUCAUGGCUAUGACGAUAUUCCAGGAACUGACGUCAGAAAAAUUACCUGCGUCAUCAGAGGGCUUCAUUUUGAUUGAGAUGUACUAUACAGCCUGCAUCAUCGCUAUUUCAUUGGCUAUAUUAGCAACUUGUGUUGUUCUCAACUUCUACUAUAGACGAACGACAAUGCCAAGCUGGCUACGACGACUUCUSCUCGGMCAGCUCGCACGAUUAUUUUGUAUUAAAACACAAGAACAAAAACAAGAGAAGCAACUAAGUUUUUCCAAUAUAGUUGCUAAUGGUGACAGUGACCAAGAUGUCAAUCAUAGUGUCGUCAUUCUCAAGUCGAUAGUUCCUGUCAAUUCUCAGCAAAACAACGAAGUAGUCGCCGAAAACGACACGAGAACUGAAAAUCAUAACAACGGCACUGCAAAUGUGGCGCUGAAGAAACGAAAAAACUCUCAAAGAAAGAAAAUUAAUAAUCCAAAACCAAAAUCAGAUACGGUAUCAGCCUCAGAUAUUGAAGAUGACUGGCGCAAAGCAUCACGGGUUGUUGAUCGUAUUUCCAUGGCAAUAGGUCUUGUAAUGGCUUUAUGUACUACCGCUGGCAUAUUUCUGCAGGCGCCAAGAGUUAGGAAAUUUAUAACAGGAGASUGAAUAUAAAUAGAAGAUAACUCGUGGAUUGCACAAAUAGACAGCCUUUCGAUUGUCGAUCAAAGGAACGUCAUUUGACUUGGGAUGAAUCGUCAUUUAUUCCAUUUGACAGCUUAUUCCAUCCCGCCYAYAACACCAACGCCCCUUCUCCAUGUGUUUUUCCCAGAUUUGAUCAAUCUUCCUGAAUAUUCUUGGAAAGUUUGAUUUAAUUUCUUAUAAUAAUAAUUACAAUAAUAAAAAAAUGGAUAACUA
Molecule: messenger RNA, 1870 nt
Organism: Exaiptasia diaphana
Lineage: Eukaryota; Metazoa; Cnidaria; Anthozoa; Actiniaria; Aiptasiidae
Product: neuronal acetylcholine receptor subunit alpha-3
Exons: 8
Coding region: 137-1621 (494 amino acids)
Biological process (GO): monoatomic ion transmembrane transport; nervous system process; chemical synaptic transmission
Cellular component (GO): membrane; neuron projection; synapse
Molecular function (GO): extracellular ligand-gated monoatomic ion channel activity; transmembrane signaling receptor activity; neurotransmitter receptor activity
Source: RefSeq, a predicted model, not a curated record